GUUUCAGCCCAGCGGGGCCCUGAGCCCUCCUCCGGCUGUGUCGACAACCGCUUCCCCCAGCCCGUCGUCCCGUUUCGCCUUCCUGGGGAGGGCUGGCUCUUCCUUCAGCCUUCUGAGGCGCCUCAUGCGGCGGUGCGGCCCCCCCGGCCCGGCCUCACGUGGGAUGGUAGCACAAGAUAUAGUGCCAGAAAAUCAACGAAGUUGGCUCUCGACAAGUGUCUGAAAAGUCAGAAUAACAAAGGGGAGGGGCUUCCAAUUGAAGAUUUGUGCAGCCUAACAUCCCAGUCGCUAACUGUUACUCUGACGGCUGCGGUGCCAGAAUCCACAGAGGAUGUCCUUUUGAAAGGAUUUGCCUUACUGGGGAUGGAGGAUGAAAGAAUUGAAACAGCGCAGCAGUUCUUCUCCUGGUUUGCUCAGGUACAAACACAGAUGGAUCAAGAUGAAGGUGCCAAGUAUAGACAGAUGAGGGAUUACUUGUCUGGCUUUCAGGAGCAGUGUGAUGCUAUCUUGAAUGAUGUGAACAGUGCCCUUCAGCACCUGGAGUCCCUGCAAAAACAGUAUCUCUUUGUGUCUACGAAGACAGGAACGCUGCAUGAGGCCUGUGAACAACUUUUGAAAGAGCAGUCAGAACUUGUUGACCUGGCUGAAAACAUCCAGCAGAAACUUUCUUAUUUUAAUGAGCUGGAAAACAUCAAUACAAAAUUGAAUUCCCCUACACUGUCCGUGAACAGUGAAGGAUUCAUUCCCAUGCUGGCUAAGCUUGAUGAUUGUAUUGCAUAUAUUUCAUCGCAUCCAAAUUUUAAAGACUAUCCUGUAUAUUUGAUUAAGUUUAAACAAUGCCUUUCUAAAGCUAUGCACCUUAUCAAGACAUACGCUGUGAAUACACUACAGAACCUCACAAGCCAGUUAAUGAAAAGGGAUCCUUCAGCUGUGCCAAAUUCUGACAAUGCCUUCACACUGUUUUAUGUAAAAUUCAGAGCAGCUGCUCCCAAAGUCAGGACUCUUAUUGAACAAGUAGAGCAAAGAUCUGAAAAAAUGCCAGAGUAUCAACAAGUUCUGAAUGAAAUCCAUCAAUGUUACCUUGACCAGAGGGAGCUUUUGCUUGGUCCAAGUAUUGCUAGCACUGUUACAGAAUUAACCAGUCAGAACAACAGAGAUCAUUGUGCUCUGGUACGAAGUGGUUGUGCCUUUAUGGUCCAUGUAUGUCAGGAUGAGCACCAGCUUUACAAUGAGUUUUUCACAAAACCAACACCAAAACUGGAUGAACUCUUGGAGAAGUUGUGUCUUUCAUUGUAUGAUGUCCUGAGGCCAAUGAUCAUCCAUGUCAUUCACUUAGAGACACUUUCUGAACUCUGUGGGAUUCUUAAAAAUGAGAUGCUUGAAGAUCAUGUACAGAACAAUGCGGAACAACUGGGUGCUUUUGCAGCUGGUGUCAAGCAGAUGUUAGAAGAUGUACAAGAGCGUCUUGUUUAUAGGACACAUAUUUACAUUCAGACUGAUAUCACAGGCUACAAGCCUGCUCCAGGCGAUCUUGCGUAUCCUGACAAGUUAGAAAUGAUGGAGCAAAUUGCACAAAGUUUAAAAGAGGAACAGCAGAAGCUGCCAUCUGAAGCUUCAUUUUCUGAUGUCCGGCUAGAAGAUCCUGAGUCUUGCAGCUUAGUUAAAUCUGGUUCAUCAGAAUCCCUUCAUCCCAGACACCAGACCACGAUUUCACCAGCAGAUCUGCAUGGAAUGUGGUAUCCUACUGUCAGAAGGACUCUAGUGUGUCUCUCCAAACUGUACAGAUGUAUAGAUAGGGCAGUGUUCCAGGGGUUAUCGCAAGAGGCCUUAUCUGCCUGCAUCCACUCGCUGCUGGGAGCUGCUGAUUCUAUCAGCAAAACCAAGACCCAGGUUGAUGGACAGCUUUUCUUAAUAAAACACCUUUUGAUUCUUCGUGAACAAAUUGCUCCUUUCCACACUGAUUUCACCAUUAAGGAAAUUUCCCUGGACCUUAAGAAAACUAGAGAUGCAGCAUUUAAAAUCCUGAACCCUAAGACAGUUUCAAGAUUUUUUAGACUAAACAGCAACAACGCCUUGAUACAGUUCUUACUGGAGGGCACUCCAGAAAUCAGAGAACAUUAUAUCGACUCUAAGAAAGAUGUAGAUCGUCAUCUGAAAUCAGCUUGUGAGCAGUUUAUUCAGCAGCAAACCAAACAGUUUAUAGAACAGCUGGAGGAGUUCAUGACAAAGGUAGCUGCUUUAAAAACAAUGGCCACUCAAGGAGGUCCCAAGUACAGCCUUUCGCAGCAACCUUGGGCACAACCAGCAAAGAUCAACGAUCUGGUCUCUUCCACGUAUAAGACAAUAAAAACAAAGCUGCCAUCAACGUUACGAAGCAUGUCGUUAUACUUGUCCAAUAAAGAUACAGAAUUAAUUUUGUUUAAGCCAGUUAGGAAUAAUAUUCAACAAGUGUUCCAGAAACUCCAUGCUUUGUUAAAAGAAGAAUUUAGUAGUGAAGAUCUCCAGAUCAUAGCUUGUCCUUCAAUGGAACAGGUGAAUUUACUUUUAUCGAUGUCCAAGUAG
Messenger RNA from Cariama cristata (Red-legged seriema), 2562 nucleotides. RefSeq names its product component of oligomeric golgi complex 3 (gene COG3). The transcript has 24 exons. Gene Ontology annotation, cellular component: membrane; cis-Golgi network; COG complex. Gene Ontology annotation, biological process: Golgi organization; intracellular protein transport; intra-Golgi vesicle-mediated transport. The record is from RefSeq and is a predicted model, not a curated record. The annotation marks the transcript as partial. NCBI's taxonomy places the organism in Eukaryota, Metazoa, Chordata, Aves, Cariamiformes, Cariamidae.